Messenger RNA from Punica granatum (pomegranate), 1691 nucleotides. Lineage: Eukaryota; Viridiplantae; Streptophyta; Magnoliopsida; Myrtales; Lythraceae. The record is from RefSeq and is a predicted model, not a curated record.
AUGUUCAUACAAGGCCUCCCCGAAGAGAAAGGAACCGCUUUUUCCACUUACCAGAUGAUUGAAGAACAACGGGAGAGAAUUGAGAGAUCGAGGCCACUGGUGAUUGAGCAAAUUGAAGUCACUGAACAGAGAAGAAGAGGAAAGAUUCCGCUCGCAAUUCGGUCACUGAGUUCGAAGAUGAAGAGGAAUCCGAUGAAGAGGAGCUCGAAGAUGAAGAUUGACAACAAUCACAAGCUGCUCUGGAACCUGGAACGAACUGGAAGACGAAGGAGAAAGAAUCCGUUGAGGCCAUACUUUCAGGAAGGCCAACUUGCCAAUUCAGUGGACAUCCUCAACAAGAACUCUGCAGAAUAUCAUCUUAACCAACCCCAACAGAGACCCAGACUUUACCUCCGGAGCAGCAGAACUUACUUGGUUAAUGCGUAUUUGCAGCCACCAUUGGAAUCUCAGCCUGGGGCUAAAUACAAAACUAAUAACCCAUGGAAUUCCAUUAAAAAUGCUGCCGAUACCUUUUACCAGUUUUCUCGGCCUCACACUGUCAAAGGCACAGUUUUCAGCAUCAUCUCUGUUUCUCUUCUUGCGGUAGAGAAGAUGUCCGAUUUAAACCCCUUGUUCUUCACUAAAUUAUUGCAGGCGGUUAUUGCUGCCCUCCUGAUGAAUACAUAUGUCGUUGGUUUGAAUCAAUUGACCGACAUUGACAUAGACAAGGUCAAUAAGCCCUAUCUUCCAUUGGCAUCGGGAGAAUACUCUGUUGGAACUGGUGUCAUGAUCGUUACAUCUUCUUUGACUAUGAGCUUUUGGCUUGGAUGGGUUGUUGGUUCAUGGCCCUUGUUCGUGGCCCUUUUCGUUCAUUUUGUGCUCGGCACAGCUUAUUCAAUCAAUUUGCCACUACUGAGAUGGAAAAGAUCUCCAGUUGCUGCUGCAAUGUGCAUUCUAAUUGUUCGGGCCCUGAGCAACCCAACAACAUAUUUCCUGAACAUGCAGAUUCAAGUGUAUGAGAGACCAGUUGUCUUUCCGCGCUCGUUGAUAUUGGCCACUGCAGUCAUGACCUUCUUCUCUAUUGUUAUCGCAUUAUUUAAGGAUAUCCCCGACAUUGAUGGAGAUAAAAUAUUCGGGAUCCAGUCUUUCACUGUACGUAUGGGGCAAAAGUGGGUGUUUUGGAUAUGUAUAUCACUCCUCGAAAUGGCUUAUGUUGUUGCCAUUCUUGUAGGGUCGAUAUCUCCCUGUCUUUGGAACAAAGUCAUCACGGUUUUGGGUCAUUCUGUAUUGGCCACCACACUGUGGGCACGGGCAAAGUCUCUUGAUCUCAAGAGCAAGGCCGCAAUAACUUACCGAACUUGACCAACUGAACUGCGCACUAAUUUUGCCUAUGACUAGAAGCAGUGCGAGCAAUUUCUGGCCGAUUACCCAGUUUUGAAUACUCUGUCGUGCUCUUGAUAGUAAAACAACAAUAAUUUUUUCUAUUGAAUUUACCAAUUAUGCCUUCUCAUACUUGUUAAACUGAGAUAAACAAGAUCUACCAGUUAUAGCAAGAGAUGACACAGAUUGUGUGAGACCCGGCAUUUGCGCACACACACACAUAUAUAUACACAUAUGCUUAUGUGUAUAUAUAUAUUAUGUAGAAGUUGCUGGAUAGAAAAAAAAAAAAAAACGAAUGGAGCCAUGGGCUCCACGUGGCCCAAGCUAUUCCC